Messenger RNA from Haliotis rufescens (red abalone), 1952 nucleotides. Its product is annotated as N-acylglucosamine 2-epimerase-like. The record is from RefSeq and is a predicted model, not a curated record. Bases 625 to 1827 code for a protein of 400 amino acids. Gene Ontology annotation, biological process: carbohydrate metabolic process; N-acetylmannosamine metabolic process; N-acetylglucosamine metabolic process. NCBI's taxonomy places the organism in Eukaryota, Metazoa, Mollusca, Gastropoda, Lepetellida, Haliotidae. The transcript is spliced from 10 exons. Gene Ontology annotation, molecular function: N-acylglucosamine 2-epimerase activity.
CAACAUGUUUCAAAGCAACUCACAGAUUUGUCAAUAUCCAGAGAGUAAAGUUAUAAAAAACAUAGUUUAUUAAUAGUCUAGUCCACAAUUGUUGAAAGGGAUGCAUUUUUCAUAGUGUAGACAAAGUGCACUAAAAACCAGCUUUACUGUAGGUGAUCAGCACAGUAGGUGAAUAGAGACUGAACCCCGACGUUAUUGCUUUCAUGGAUUCAAGUAAAUUUUAAUAACUGCAUGGAAGAAUGGAAAGGUUUAUCACGGUCAGUGUUGAUUCAUUUCAGAUAUGAAAUAUAUGGCAAUGAAAAUUAAAAGAAUAUGUCACACUUUCAAGAAUAAGGAACAUUUGAAAAAUAAUAUUUGAAAUAAAAAAUAAUAAAAAUUAAAAAAGUCAGUAAAAAAUCAUAUGCGUCAAUGGCUCAGAGCUUUAAAGUAAUUGGAUAUAAAUCUGACAGUUAAUUCAUUUAGAAUGACUUUUGAACUCUACAUCGGUAAAGGGAUAAUGUCUUAAGUAGAUUACCUCAGUGAGGUCAUGUUAUCUCUGCUGUGGCCUUGACAUAAGGUCGUGAAGGUGUAACUUGUUUAUCACGACCGGAGCAUUGCGGGACGUACUGCCAGUCACUAACGACUAUGUCAAUUAAAGAAAAACUACCGUCAUUUCUGGUUGAUAUUGAGAAGGACUUGGAUCGUACAGUGAAAUUCUGGCUGGAAAACUCUCACGAUGAGGAAUUUGGAGGGUUCUUCAUCUGCCUUGGUCCGGAUGGCCGUGUGUUUGAUGAAACCAAGUACACGUGGCUGGAGUGUCGACAGGUAUGGAUGUACGCUCGGCUCUACAAUGAAGUAGAGAAGUACAAGAGACCUGAGAUCCUACAAGCUGCAGUGAAAGGGGCAGACUUCUUGCAGCAACAUGUGAAGAACCCCGACACCAUGAAGUGCUGCCUCAGUCUGACCAGAGAUGGUCAACCAAUCAAAAUACAGCGUACUAUCUUCUCUGAGUGUUUCUAUCUGAUGGCAAUGUCUGAACUGGCUCGAGCCACUGGGGAGGCCAAAUAUAGGGAGGAAGCCAUGGCCAUGAUGGACAAGAUCUUGUUCUGGGUCCAGAAGGAUGACUCACAGCUCGGGAGGAUCCAGUUGCCUGGCAACAAACCAUACAGUAGUCUUGCCAAUCCCAUGAUGCUCUUAUGCCUCAUUGACCAGAUGGAGACAAUGGACCCGACCCUCGCUGACACAUACAAGGAUAGCGCCUCCUGGUGUCUCGGUGAGGUCAACAAACACAUACAGAGAGAGGGCAGCGUUAUCCUGGAGAAUGUGUCUGUCAGUGGAGAAGAGCUGGCAGGCAGCAAUGGCCGACUCAUGGUGCCCGGUCAUGCAAUAGAAGCUGGUUGGUUCCUCCUUCAACGGGCACUGAAAUCAGGGGACUCAACUCUCCAGAAAACAGCCAUUGACAAGUUUAUCGUCAACCCGUUCCAGACAGGCUGGGAUGAGUUGUACGGAGGGCUGUUCUACUUCCUCGAUGUCGAUGGCCUGUCUCCUACCCAGCUGGAGUGGGACAUGAAGCUAUGGUGGCCUCACAAUGAGGCUAUGAUAGCCUUCCUGAUGGCAUACAAGGCUACAAGGGAUGAGGAACAUCUGCACAAGUUUGAUAGAGUCUUCAAGUACAGUUACUCACACUUUGUUGAUCAUGGGUACGGAGACUGGUUCGGCUACCUGGACAGAAGAGGGGAGGUAAAGCAAAACUUCAAAGGAGGACCAUGGAAGGGGUUCUUCCACGUCCCCCGAUGUCAGCUAAUGUGCAUGCAGCUGUUGAAGGACAUCAUCGCCUCAGAGAUGUAGCGCUGCACAGGCACGAGCAACAGUGCCUGAAACCUGGACACCAGCACUGCUUUCUGGAUCUUUCUAACUAGACCAUUAUGUGUGCAGUAUGUAUUGUGAUAGGUAGCAAUAUAUGAAAUAUAACA